This is a messenger RNA of Alligator sinensis (Chinese alligator), 3864 nucleotides long. RefSeq names its product apoptotic chromatin condensation inducer 1 (gene ACIN1). The record is from RefSeq and is a predicted model, not a curated record. NCBI's taxonomy places the organism in Eukaryota, Metazoa, Chordata, Crocodylia, Alligatoridae. Gene Ontology annotation, molecular function: nucleic acid binding.
GCGGUGAGCCGAGCGCGGCCUGAGCCGCGUCCGGAAGUUGCCGAGGCUAGUGCGGAAGGUGCCGAGCGGGUCCGGAAGCCGCCGGAGCGGGCGGAGGGAAGGCAGCGGCGCCACACAAGAUGGCGGACGGGGAGGAGGUGACUCUGGACGGGAGGCCGCUCCACAUGCUGCGCGUCGCAGACCUCAAGGCGGCUCUGGAGCAGCGCGGUCUGGCCAAGAGCGGCCAGAAGAGCGCGCUGGUCAAGCGGCUGCGCGGGGCACUGAUGCUCGAGAACCUCCAGAAGCAUUCAACACCACACACCACCUUCCAGCCCAACUCGCAGAUUGGUGAGGAGAUGAGCCAGAACAGUUUCAUCAAGCAAUACCUGGAGAAGCAGCAGGAGCUGCUACAGCAGCGGCUGGAGCGAGAGGCAAGGGAGGCAGCUGAGCUGGAGGGUAAAGCCUGUUCCAUUUCCCACGAGAGGGAAGACUCUGACGAGGACGGCGCCAGGCGCCAGGAGCGUCGCUCCACCCGGGUGAAGCAGGCCCGCGCUGCUAAGCUCCCGGAGAGUGCCCAGGCCGGGGGCCGGGAUGAGCGAGAGGUGCCCCCCAGGGGUCGGCGGGGUGCAGCCCGACCAUCUGUCAAGGCAGCCACUGAGGAAGAUGAGGAGGAGGAGGAGGAGGAAGAAGAGGAGGAAGAGGAGGAGGAUGUCAAGGAACAGCCCAGGGCCCUGGCCCCUGUGCAACAAAGUGGGGCGGCUAGUCUGGGAGUGCCCCCAGAGACCGGAGACCUGCCAGCCCCAGCCCUAUCUGCAUCGCCUCAGCUGCCGGACCGGGCUGCCUCUCCUAUCCCUGUCCCCCUAGAACCAGCUAUUUUCAGCUCCUCAGGGCUUCAGGAAACGGGGCAGCCUGUUGCCUCAGAACCAGAGGGGGCCCCAUUGGCAGGGCUGCCUGACACAGGUGUAACCAGCCCUAGUCCCCCUGAGCUCCCCGAGAGCAGAGCAGUGCCAGCCCCCCAGGAGCCAGGGGCACCCCCAUCCCCAGGCCCCCAAGAGAUGGAGGUGGCUGGUUCCCCGAUGACCCAGACCCAGGCUUCCCCUGUGGGGCCAGUCGUGGCCCCCAGCCCAGGCUGUGAGGUGGUGAAGGAAGCCAGGCUCCAGGAUGGGAAGAAGGUCCCUGAGGAAAAGAGCCUAGAGGGCCCCCCUGAAAACCUAGCAGAAGAGGGGUCAUCCAUCCCUGCCCCCGUAUCCACACCCAUCCUCUUGCUGGAGGCAAGAGGGUCCCCGUCACCCCCCCGGCUCACAGAAGGAGCAUCACAGCUGGCCACCCCUGGGGAAGAAGAGCCCCCUCCCCCACUCUUGACCAAGGAGCCCCCUGCCACUCAGGAACGGCUGUUGGGGAACCCCGGCAUCAGGGAUGGCUCGCCCUCCCCGCCCCCCCGGCGCCGACGGAGAACCCGCUCAGAGUCCUCAUCCUCCUCAGACUCCGCCUCCUCGCGGGCCAGCUCAGCAUCUCGCUCCCGGUCCCGAUCUCACUCCAGCAGCAGCAGGAAGUCCCAGAGCCCCAUCGCCUCCGGUGUCAGCACCAGCUCCCCACACACCAAAGAACCCUCCCUGCUGGGACACAGCCAGAAGUUGGGGAGUCCUGGGCCGGAGGGGGGCCCAGCUCCCCACGGACCACCCAGCCAGGCCCAGCACCACAGCCCGGACUCAGAGAGGGGCAGCCCGGGGACACCCAGCUCCUCUUGGCCGGGGGGCUCCACUGGGGACGGCCCCGGGGGGGGGUCCGAGCACCCGUCAGAGCAGAGGCAGCACGAGAAUGAGGAGCAGGGGCUGCCUAUGGCGACCGAACACCUACUGCUGCUGCUUGUUUCCAGCCCAGCUUGGACAGGACUAGCUUUGGAAGGCUCCUUACCGUUUCCUGCAGCCCCUGGGGUCUCCUCCAUCCUCUGGGGAUCUCCAUCGCUUAGCUCAGCCCAGCCCAAGGCCUUCAAGAGGAAGAUCUCCGUCGUCUCGGCUGCCAAGGGGGCGGCAUCAGGGAACAGCGACACAGAGGGCGGCCAGCCUGGGGGGCGCAAGCGGCGCUGGGGGGCCAGCACAGCCAGCACCCAGAAGAAGCCAUCCAUCAGCAUCACCACCGAGUCGCUCAAGAGCCUAAUCCCCGAGAUGAAGCCAGCUGCAGGGCAGGAGGCUGUGGUGGAUCUGCAUGCUGACGACUCCCACAUUUCAGAGGAUGAGGGCGACCGUCAUGGGGAACCGGCCCCCCAUGACAAGGGCCUCAAGAUCUGCCGCACUGUCACGCAGGUGGUGCCAGCUGAGGGGCAGGAGAAUGGGCAGGGUGAGGAGGAAGAGGAAGAGAAGGAGCCAGAGGAAGAACAGGCUGAGGCCCCACAGGCUACAGUAGAGUCGGCACUGCCCCCACCUAUUGAGCAUGAGGUCAAAAAAGUGACACUGACCGACACGCUGACCCGUCGCUCCAUCAGCCAGCAGCGCCUGGGUGUCUCCAUCACCAUUGACGACCCUGUGCGCACAGCCCAGUUCCCCUCGCCGCCCCGCGCCAAGCCCAGCCACAUUGUCCACAUCUGUAACCUGGUGCGUCCCUUCACCCUGGGCCAGCUGAAAGAGCUCCUCAGCCGGACGGGGACACUGGUAGAAGAAGGGUUCUGGAUUGACAAGAUCAAGUCGCACUGCUACGUCACGUACUCCACCCUGGAGGAGGCUGUGUUGACCCGCAACUCCCUCCAUGGGGUGAAGUGGCCACAGUCCAACCCCAAAUUCCUCUCUGCUGACUUUGCCGAACAGGAUGAGCUGGACUUCCACCGGGGGCUGCUGGCAGAGCGGCCAGCAGAAGCCAAAGCAGAGGAGGCCGGGAUGCCAGGGGCAGGGCCCCCCCGGGGCACGCGGGAGCCCCCCGGGACAGGCACGAGCACAGCUUCAGCACGGCGCUCAGCCCCACAGGAGCCAGAGCGGGCAGUGCGAGAGCAGUGGGCAGAGCGGGAGCGAGAGAUGGAGCGGCGGGAGCGCACGCGGGCCGAGCGCGAAUGGGACCGCGACAAGGUGCGUGAGGGGCCACGCUCCCGGUCCCGGUCCCGCGAGCACCGUCGCAAGGAGCGCCCAAAGUCCAAGGAGAAGAAGGGCGAGAAGAAAGAGAAGCCCCCUGAGGAGCCUCCUGCCAAGCUGCUGGACGACCUCUUCCGCAAGACCAAGGCAGCUCCCUGUAUCUACUGGCUGCCCCUGACAGACACCCAGUUUGUGCAGAAGCAGGCAGAGCGGGCGGCACGGGCACGUGAACGGGAGCGACGCCGCAAGGAGCAGGAGGAGGAGGAGCAGCGGCAGCGAGAGCGCAGCCGCCAGGCUGAGCGGGAGAGGGAGCGAGAGCGCGAGAAGCGGCGAGAGCACAGCCGGGAGCGGGGAGCUGGCGGGGAGCGAAGGCCCCGAGCCCGGCGGACCCCCAAGCGGCACAGUCCCAGCGGUAGCCGCAGCACCCCGGUGCGGGACCGUGGGGGGCGCCGCUGAGACCUCCCCAAACGCCCAUCCCCGUGCCUAGCCCCAGGGAGGGGAGCUGGGAGGGGGUGGCCCUAGCCCCCUCACUCAGUUGCGGGCUGCUGGGUGUGGCUGGCCCUGUGCCUGCCCCUACCCCCAGAUCUUGCCCCAGGACAGGCCCCAUCUUGGGGCAUUCCCUCCUCCCCCCCAUUUGCCUCUCCCCCAUCUGGGGGGCAGCCAUGGGCUCCCCUCCACCUUAAUUUGUAUUUUAUUUUGGGAAAAGACAAAUGUUUUUGUUUUUUGGGGGGUUUAUUUUGUUGGGUUUUUUUAUUUUUAUUCUGCUGUCGCUGGAAAUGAGAUAAAUAAAGAGUUGGCGUUAGUUUCAUACGUGGGGGGUACGGGU